AUGCAGGGAGCGCAGCCGAUCCCCAAAUUCGGUAGCUUCAGGCCGAAACCAGCUCCGGUAGCUGAAGCCCGUCGCGAGGAGGAAAAACCCCGACACAGAGAUGAAAGCUCGCGGCAUCGGCCCCGGCAUCACACCCAUCGCCAUCGCUCGCGUUCUCGUGAACGGUCCUCACGUCAUCGCUCCAAGAGGGAUAAGGAGUCCAAAGAUGAGCCAAAGGAACUUCCACAGGAGACCGCGAAGCCUACCGAGGCGGCGUCGGAUUUAUACGUGAUUGAUCGGAAGGGGGACAUCCAUAACUUGACGUAUGGUACUCUGCAUCGCUACAAUAUACCUCGCUAUCGUCGCGCUGGCCAGGGCGGAAUAAUUGGCUUACCGCGGAGAUUCAAGAUUGAUCGCAAUUACCAUGAUGAAGGCUCAGUGCUUAUUCAUGCUGACAUUUGGCACGGCGAUGAAACACGCCACAGGAACAAAAGUUUACUGUCUGGAUCAAUUACAAAGGAGCGACGAUUGUUCCGUAUGCGUCAAGAUGGUACAGCUGAUAUCAACGCGGAUAAGGACUAUGUACCGCUCAGCUCUGGCGGGAGUCGAAAGCGCCGACGGAAACUAGGCGAUUAUGCCCUCGAAGACGUAUCGGAUUCGGAUUCUGAGAAAUAUGGAUAUCGGUCAAUACAUGGGAAAGCUAAAGCCGAGCAGGACGUUCCAAGUGACAUGGGGUCAACUUCAGCCUCAGACAGCGAUGGAGAAGGGACUGCUUUUAAAUGGGAAAGAGAAAUCAGACAACAAAAUUCCCAGCUGUUGAAAAAUGCAGAAGAUAACCCCACCAAUGUGGAUACCUGGGUGGAAGUCAUUGAAUAUCAAAGCACACUUCUCGCUGGGGCUGACGGCCGUCGACAACUGACGGCCGCUGAGAAGCGAAGUCUAGCGGACAUCAAAUUAUCUCUAUAUGAUAAAGCUCUCAAAAAACUAGGCAACCGACCAGGGAAAGAUCUCCUACUUCUGGGGUAUCUGGAGGAGGGUGCGAAUUUGUGGGAAUCGAAAAAGCUUACGGAACAGUGGAAUGCUAUCCUAAAAAACAACCCUGGAUUUAUCAGUCUUUGGGUUCGUUACUUGGACUUUCGACAAAGCGAAUUUUUAGAAUUCACAUAUGAGCGGUGCAAAAACAUUUACCUGGAGUGCAUGAAGCUCAAUGCAUCAAUCUCGGACAAUGUAGAAAAGAAUACGAUCUUGACUUAUCUCUUUCUCCGAAUGACUCUUUUCAUGCGAGAGGCUGGUUUCUCGGAAUUUGCAGUCGGUUUAUGGCAAGCUGUUUUGGAAUUUACAGUGUUCCGUCCUGGUGAGCCUAAUGAAAGUUUGAGGAGUGAGAUUCUUGCUACAUUCUCGUCCUUCUGGGAUUCAGAAGUCGCGCGAAUUGGAGAACCCGGAGCCAAGGGAUGGAAAAGUGGCAGCAGCUCGGAAUUAGAGAUAUCAAGUUCUACUUCGCAAACUGAACUUCGAACGAAGUCGCUAUUUUCUUCGUGGAAUAAAGCAGAAAAGCGAUUAACUCACAGCGCUCGUCUUCCUGCGAGAUCUGUGGAUGAAGUCGAGAAUGAAGAUCCCUAUCGUGUCGUUUUAUGGUCAGAUAUCGAAGAAUUCCUACCUUUUUUCAUCGACUGGGAUAAUCCGAGUCAUCUGAUCGAGAGCUUCAUAGCUUUUUGUCACUUGCCCCCAUUAAACUCUCCGAGAUGUUAUGAAAAGGCAGGAUCUUCUGGUGGCGAUGCCUUUCUUCGUAACGAAAUAAUGUAUUUUUCCAACAACUCAGUCAUGGGCAUUUUACACCCCGUGUCUGAUGAUCCAGAAACGAACAGUUCAUCCAAGCUGUUCAAGUUGGCCAUUCUCCAAAAUAUGGUACACACUACCGACUCUCUCUUCGGCUACAAGAACUGGUUCCCAUCAUUGUCUGCCUGGAAAAUGGCCACUGCGAGCGCAGAGUCGAUUAUUGAUGCAGACUGGAUCCGUCGAUCCCUGAGACUUCUAGUCGAAUCUUCACCCCAUGAUGACAUAUUAGCAGAGUAUACACUAGCUAUCGAAUUUGCCGUCAACGAGAAAGACGCGAAGAAAUACGCAAAAUCACUUCUCAAGAAACGACCGUCAAGUCUUCGGCUCUACAACGCGUUUGGAAUAAUUGAAUCUUGCUCUGGAAACUCAUCAACUGCAACACAUGUAUGGGCAACAACUCUCUCGAUGGCAACAGACUUACAGGAGAUACAAAAACUCGAAUACGGCCCUCUAAUCCACAGCUGGGUAUGGGAGUACUUGUCAUCUAAUACGCCUGCAAAAGCAAUUGAGCUGCUCCUGUCAGUGCCUACAUUCACUGUUGAUCUGAAAGCCUUGGGGGAGGCCUCUUCGCAAAGAAACAUAACUCCUGCUGAACAUUUAAAAGCCUUGCGGUUCCUUGACGAAUGCUCAGAUCACGCGCUUUCAGUUCAGAAUUUUUAUGCAUUCACAGCAUGGACGGAUCUUGCUGCUCUCCUACGCUACCUAACAAAGUCCUCCCAUCUUCCAUCCGCCAUAGAGUUAUACACCAGCGCCUUUGCCCGACUCAACGUUUACUCCCAUAUCCCUGAAGCCCAUAAAUUAUACGCAUCAGAACUACUGCAUCAAAAUCGCUCACGCCUAUUGUACCAUCACAUCACCACCCGGCAGACACACAAGCCGACCGAUAUCAGAGAAUUACUACUCGAAAGUGUAAAACUUUUCCCUGGAAACACCAUCUUUCUCUCACUAUUUACCUGGAACGAAUCCCGUUUCCGAAUCGACGAGCGAAUCCGCGACGUCCUACCCAUGUCAUCAACUUCUUCCACACGCAGACACGGAGAUGCGGGCAGAAUACCCAUCACAUCAUCCCUCCUUUCAAUCUUCACUGAACUCUCUCGACCGGUCUAUUCAGGCUCGACAGUACACUCUGCCCGCGCCGCGUUUGAGCGCGCCGUGUCAUCACCCUCCUCCGACGCAAAUACCACAAAAUCCACAUUAUCAUCCUCCCUUACCCUCUGGAGGCUCUACAUCACCUUCGAACUUCACCGUGCCCAAAGCCCGGCCGCCGCAAAGCGGGUUUUCUACAGAGCGCUACGCGCUUGUCCGUGGUCAAAGGGCAUACUAAUGCUCGCAUUCGACGAAACUUUAUGGGGUGAAAGCGGGGAACUCGAUGAUUGGUGGGAACUUAGGAGACUGUACAAUGUGCUUGUUGAUAAAGAAUUGAGGAUUCAUGCUGAGAUCGAUGAAGGGUUGUUUGAUGAAGCAGAGGAGGUUGUUAUUGAGAGAGCCGCGAGAAGGCGUCAGGUGGAGAUCCACAAGGAAAAGGGCAAGACGGGACGAAGAGGCAAGAAUAAGGGGUUGGUGAUAGAUUUGCCAGAUGAUAAGAGUAGUGAUGAUGAGAUGAAGCUGGGGUAG
Molecule: messenger RNA, 3429 nt
Organism: Talaromyces proteolyticus
Lineage: Eukaryota; Fungi; Ascomycota; Eurotiomycetes; Eurotiales; Trichocomaceae
Product: NRDE-2, necessary for RNA interference-domain-containing protein
Exons: 1
Coding region: 1-3429 (1142 amino acids)
Biological process (GO): regulatory ncRNA-mediated post-transcriptional gene silencing; negative regulation of RNA catabolic process
Cellular component (GO): catalytic step 2 spliceosome
Molecular function (GO): protein binding
Source: RefSeq, a predicted model, not a curated record